CGCCUUUCGAAGAAGAUAGAUACGUCGUUAAAGAUGAUGGUUAAAGUGCCGCUGGUGAUGCUGAGUGGACUGGCGGCGUUCACCGAAGCGUGGCCACGAGCGAUCAAUCUGUAUUCUAGCCAAGAUCAGCUGGACACUCGAACCUUUGACCCGGACGACGUCCCUCCUCACGUCCCUCAGUUUGACGAGAUCGUCAAGGCUGCGUAUGCCGUGCUCACCGCCAACUUUGACGACCAGAUGAAUGCUACAGCUCCAGGACCGCAGGAAGACAUUGGAUUUCAGCACAUUAACUCUCGCGACGCAUUGCUGUCGGCGCAAGCGUUGGCCCAUCGAGACUUUAGCCAAGCCACCGCGCAAUUCAAGUCUUUGUUGCGCCAUCAGUGGUCCAACGGGUUCAUGCCGGACCUCAUCUACGGGCCGUCCGUGGGUGCGUCGUUGAAGUGGCUGCCCACAAACAAAACGUUCUAUCCAGGGCCAGCGUUUUGGGGGUCAUCCACGGCACCGUCGGACGCCAGGACCAAUUCGAGCACGUCGGGCAUCCUCGCGCCGCCCUUGCAUGCCGAAACGGCGAUGCGCAUCUUUUAUUUGGCACCGCUGGACACGUCCAUGAGCACGCCAGUGUACACGCAUGAAGCCAUGGGUUUCUUAUGCGACGUGUUUCCAUCUCUAUACAAAUUCCAUGCGUAUUUGUUGGCAUCGCGACAGCGCACCAACACAUCGUUGCUCUCGCUACGGCAUCCAUGGGAAAGCAUGGCGGCUAUCAAUCCCGGCUGGAAGUCCGCGCUGGCGUCCGUCAAAGCUGCCGCCGACUUUGCCCAAGUGAUUAGUCGUCUACAGGUGCCGACGGUCACCGCCCAGGCGUUUGUGGCCCAAGCGGCCGUGUUCUAUCCAGCCUCGUCCCAUGACGAGAUUAUCCAAGACAUUUACUACCCCAUGCUGUACCUAGCCAGCUGCGUUGGCAACAACUCGACCAUCACGUCCAAAUGUGCGACGACGUUUGACGUGGUGGACAUUGAAUUCAACACAAUCUUCUUGCGGUCGGCCGAGGCGCUGGCCGAAAUGGCCACGUUGCUGUACCAGCCUGUGACAAAGCUCGGGUUUUCGUGUCCCGUCCCGAACAAGGUGGAAGUGCAGAACCUGGCGGCGGUGGUCACGACCCUCUCUGCGACGUUGCAAAGCGAGCUGUGGGAUCCCGUGGAUUUGAUUUUCAAGAGUAAUAGCCACAAGUACAUCACGGGCAUGCUUCCGUUAUAUGCGACAAAGUUGGACGAAUCCAUUCAAAUGGGGCUCAUCUCGCACAUUUUACCGACGCCCAACACGUUUCACUACCUCUGCGACGUGUUCCCUGUGUCGAUUUAUCCGUGUGAAGAGUCCACCAUGGCUUCCGGUACUCAGUCCUCACACAUUCUCGUUGCACUGUAUCACAUACUCUCUCCUUGCACUGUAUCACAUACUGGCAGGUCUCGCGACAGCCGCUGGACCAACCCCCCGCAUUGGGUUGUUGAUUCAAAACUACCUGUUAUAUCGUGGACUUAUCAAGGUAGUUUGCCAACUGAUUCGUGCCACUUCGUAGACUUGAGAUGUUGCACGGAUGUUGUUAUGUAUUUCUGCGAUAGAACGCGAUGCACGGUAUCGCACGGUACUUGAUGCAUCGCACGUUUGCGUUGACGAUCCCCACAGUAGCCUCCAAGUAUCAUUUUGUGACUGUAUUCGACACAUCGUCCGGCCAGCCGCCGUCGUCCGCGCACUGGACGUCGUCGUCGUCCUUGUCGGCAGCGAUCGUGUUGAACAUGGGGCUUCCCGACGUGACGAUGCCGCCGUCACCCGACACGCCGCCCAUCGACCGCGAUGCGAUUUUGAUUGUCAUGUGCAUCGAGUUGGUGGUGGCCAUGGCUGUGGCCGUGAGUUGUGUCGUGUUUUCCGUCUACUUUGUCGUCAAGCGGCCGCGAGAGGAGCUCGCAAUGACGGCGCCACGGGGUUCAGAACGAGGGGGCGCUGCGGCGGCGGCGAGUCCGGAGCCAACGUCCGGGCCGUCCGGACUUCCCGGGUCGCCGGACAAGCGAUACUUGGAGGAGUCUCUGCUCUCUGACGAUGAUGACCACGACGAAUAUGGAUCGUUUCUGUCGUCACCAGUGCUCAAACCCGCCGUGGGGAUGUGGUCGUCGAUGAAAGGGUUUGUGUCGAGCAUCAGUCCAUGGGGCUAGCGACUAGCAAAUAGCUUACGAAAUAUCAAUAUUGAUGUUUUGAAUAUUAAAAAAAAAUAUCAUCUAUUGAUUGUUUAUCCGUGG
Molecule: messenger RNA, 2288 nt
Organism: Aphanomyces astaci
Lineage: Eukaryota; Oomycota; Saprolegniomycetes; Saprolegniales; Verrucalvaceae
Exons: 10
Coding region: 34-1647 (537 amino acids)
Biological process (GO): carbohydrate metabolic process
Source: RefSeq, a predicted model, not a curated record